GGGACGGUCCGGGGGGUCCCGUCGUCGGAAGCGGGGGACGGUCCCGGCCCCGGGGUGCCCGUCGGGGAGCCCGGCGCCGACGGCGGCGGGUGCGGGGGGGUUGGCGCGAGGCGGGGCGGGGCCGGGGGCGGGGCCGGGCGUGGCAGGGGCGGGGCGGGGCCGGGCGGCGCGGAGCGGGGCGCGCACCCGCGAUGACCAUCGGCGGCCCCCGCGGCCGGCACCCCCGCCUCCAGAUGCCCUGUCUGCGCAAGGUGAGACGGCACCGGCCCCGGCACCGGCCCCACGGGGAGCGGGCACCGCGCCGGACACCGCACCGCGCACCGUGGGGACCGGAUGGAGCGGAUGAUUGUCAGCAUGCAGGACCCCGACAUGGGCAUCAAGAUGAGGAACCAGCGCCUGCUCAUCACCGUCAUCCCCCACGCCAUGACAGGGAAUGACAUCGUGGAGUGGCUCAUCCAGAAGUACGGCAUCUCCGAGGAGGAGUCGCUGCACCUCGGCAACCUCAUCGUGAAGCACGGCUACAUCUACCCCCUCAAAGACCCCCGCAGCCUGGUGCUGCGGGCGGACGAGUCGCCAUACCGAUUCCAGACCCCCUAUUUCUGGACCAGCACCAAGUGGCCGGCCACGGAGCUGGACUACGCCAUUUACCUGGCCAAGAAGAACAUCCGCAAGCAGGGCGACCUGAUCGAGCACGAGAAGGACAACUACAACCUCCUGCACAAGCGGAUCAACCACACGUGGGACUUCGUGGUGAUGCAGGCGCGGGAGCAGCUGCGGGCGGCCAAGCAGCGGCGGAAGGGCGACCGCAUCGUCAUCGACUGCCAGGAGCAGGCGUACUGGCUCGUCAACCGGCCCCCGCCAGGAGCCCCCAACGUGCUGGAGCAGGGGCCCGAGCGCAGGAACCGCCACACCACCCGCGUCCAGCUGACCAAGAACAUGGAUUACUACAAGCGGGAGAUCGAGUACUGCAGGAAGGCCAUGGCCAGGACCAGGGUGAAGUCCUCCAUCUGCCUCGAGGGGUACAUCAAGUUCAACGAGCAGUACGUGCCCCACGACCCCAUCAUGUCCGGCUGCCUGCCCAGCAACCCCUGGAUCACGGACGACACCACGUACUGGACCAUGAAUGCCCCCACGGUGCCGAUCCCCACGAAGCUGCGUGUGGAGCGCUGGGGGUUCAACUUCAGCGAGCUCCUCACCGACCCCUUGGGCCGGGCGCAACUCCUCGACUUCCUCAAGAAGGAGUUCAGCGCCGAGAACCUGAGCUUCUGGGAGGCAUGUGAGGAGCUGCGCUACGGGGAGCAGUCCCGCAUCACCGAGAUCGUGGACUCCAUCUACCAGCAGUUCCUGGCCCCCGGAGCCACGCGCUGGGUGAACAUCGACAGCAAGACCAUGGAGCGGACGCUGGAAGGCAUCAAGACACCCCACCGCUACGUGAUGGACGAUGCCCAGAUGCACAUCUACAUGCUGAUGAAGAAGGACUCCUACCCGCGGUUCCUCAAGUCGGAGCUCUACAGGAACCUCCUGGCCGAGGCCAUCAUCCCCCCGGAGACCAAGAAGAGGGUCUUCCCCUUCAUGCGCAAGCAGCGGCACUCCAGCCCCAGCCCGGCCCUGCUCCUGCCGGCGGGCGACGCUGAGGAGAGGAGCAGGGUCCCCGCGGCUGCCCCCGUCCCCGAGGAGGAGAGCUGAGGACCCCGGACCCCCACCAACAUGGGAGCCCCCUGCCCAGCACGCCCUGGCCAGCAGUAGCACUGAAGGAGAGAAGCCAUAUGACGCCCCCGCAGCAGCCCCGGGGCCAGGCUGGCCCCGCUGCAGCCCUCGCUCACAUCCCCACACCCUCCUCUCCCUUGGGGUGGGGGGGAGCCCACACCCAGCCGGCCUGGUGCUGGGUCACCCCCUACUCCUGUCCCCCCCGGGCA
Messenger RNA from Chroicocephalus ridibundus (black-headed gull), 1916 nucleotides. RefSeq names its product regulator of G protein signaling 11 (gene RGS11). Gene Ontology annotation, molecular function: GTPase activator activity. The record is from RefSeq and is a predicted model, not a curated record. Gene Ontology annotation, biological process: positive regulation of GTPase activity; regulation of G protein-coupled receptor signaling pathway; intracellular signal transduction. Lineage: Eukaryota; Metazoa; Chordata; Aves; Charadriiformes; Laridae. The transcript has 17 exons. Bases 334 to 1686 code for a protein of 450 amino acids. Gene Ontology annotation, cellular component: cytoplasm; plasma membrane; neuron projection.